Molecule: messenger RNA, 1668 nt
Organism: Lodderomyces theae
Lineage: Eukaryota; Fungi; Ascomycota; Pichiomycetes; Serinales; Debaryomycetaceae
Exons: 1
Coding region: 1-1668 (555 amino acids)
Biological process (GO): mitochondrion inheritance
Cellular component (GO): mitochondrial inner membrane
Source: RefSeq, a predicted model, not a curated record
AUGCAAUCAAUUGCAAAAUCCCAACUACCACUUGUAAGGGGGUGUUGCAUACUACUAAAACGAGGCAUCUCAACUGUGCCGUAUUUGCAUGAACGAAGAAGAGCUUGUGCGCUUGGUGCACGAUAUUUCACUACAUCUGCAUACUUCCAAGCAUCAUCCUCACCCACCAGCCACAAGCAUGACACCAACGAAACAGUAACUGACGCCAAAAAAGUUACAAAAGCGGCACUCCUAGCUCAAGCCAACAGUCGAUUGAGUAGGUUUUGGAUAAAUGUCAAGUGGCCACUAGUCAGAGGCAAGAAAACUUCCAAACUAGACAUCUCCUCAGCAUUUAUUUCCGGUAUGAUUAUGGGAAACUUGUUGUGGAUCAUAUUGGGUACUACGACAUUUGGAUUAAUGGUGAUGUACUCACUCCACUACUUGGACAAUGUCUUUGAUAAUAGCAACAAGAAGGAAAAGGCAACAAAGAAUAGCAUUUUCGGAUACAUUUCAGGAAGUAUAUUGUCCCACGGUCUAGGCGUCAACUUGCAAUUUGAAAAGGGAGCUUUACCAGAGUUUAAGGAUGGCAAAUUGAGACUCAAGAAUGUGACUGUUACAUCCAAAGAUGCUAGUGACUACAAAGUCCAAGCAAAAGUCGAGUCCAUGAAUGUGACUUUAUCAUUCAACAAAUGGUACGAGGGAAAUGGUUUAAUUUAUGACCUUGAACUUUAUGGAUUAAAUGCAAAAAUAAGCUUGAUUGCAACUGCUACAUCAGAAAAGCACCUUAAUGUCGACAAGAACUACUUGCUUGAACAUGUUAAAAUUUAUGAUUCCCUCAUCGAGGUUGAUGAUGGAAGUGCAGGAGAACCUAUGUGCAUCAACAUUUUCAACUGCGAUUUGCCAAAAGUUAGAGGCGAUCAACUCGUAUUGGACUUUUUCAAUGCCACAAAUGCCAGCGGUGCAAUCAACAACUCCUUAUUCACCAUUCACAAAAGGCAAAGCUUGGACCCUCAAACUGGGCCCGAUGACAAAUUGAUCAGAUUCAAGUUGGACGCCAUUGAUUUAGGCACAGUUACCAAAUUUAACCCGAAACUGAAGUUCAAUUGGAUUGUAAACGGGAAAGCUGAAGUUAUUGCUGAUAUAACCCUUCCAAAGGACAAAGAGAGCGAGCAAUCCAUUGGAGACGUUAUUGGAAAACUAUUUAAAAACAUUUCAAGUAUGAAUACAUCGACUGAAAAUGGCAAUGACGAGUCGUUGCUCAAAGACGCCAUUAGUGCCAUCUAUCACACUUUUAAAAGAGAGCCGGAAGAAGAUACAAAUGAAUCAUACGUUAUGGUCAAUGUCAAGGUUAAACUAUGGGACUUGCAGGCAAGUUUACCCAAUAACUUGCCAAUGUCAACAAACGCUACGCCAUACAUCUCGUUAUCCGACUUGCGCUCAUUGAUUGGGUUUGUGAACCAAGAAAAAUCACCAAUAACUUUAAAGACUACAAUUAUUGAAAAAGUUUCUCAAUUGCAAGAUAUCGAGCACUUUGGUCAAACGAAAAUGCUUGAUGGUAUUGCCUCUGACAUGUAUGAAGACUUGAUGUCCAUGGUUAAAGAUGAUGAGCAAAGGAUCAUCCUGACUAACACUUGGGCCAGUGCCAUUGCUACUCAACUAUUAGUCCUAGGUUUGGGCGCCCUUGCAUAA